UACGCAAUGACGCUACGGUAUGACGAGGGAGGGGUGGACUGAUCAUCCACCUGUACCUGCUUCAACGGUUGAGUACGCUGUUCCAAUCCUUCUUUUUUGAUUCCAUGGUGGUUCACGCUACGUCCCCCAAACCUUUUUUUUCCCACCGCUGACUUGCCGCGCUUGUGUGUCAGAUUGCAAACAUUGUUCAACCAUACAGUUCUCGCCGACCUUUUCGCCUUGCCGUUCCCUCACCAUUUUCGACCUGGGAAUUGAGCUAACUGAAAACCAAUGUCAAAGUGUGCGCAGUUGCAAGUGACAUGGUCACGCAGGUAACCCUUGAGAGCGCAGGUUGGACCUAGCCUGCGUGCAUGAAGUCAGUCCGUUUCAGGAAAUUUAAACCUCCAAUGCUCCACAACGACAUGUUUCAGUGGAAGGAAUACCAAAGCACGGUGACCAACAUUCAUUUUCACUACAUCCUUGUGGGGGCUUUGGCCAAUGAGAUGGUUCGUUUGACCAAGUUCAAAGAUUUGAACAGCAUUACCUUUGUACACAAUCAGAUUCAAAGUCCCAAAGAGCUAGAGCCUUUCAGAAAACUGACACGCUUGAGAAAUGUGGCCAUCAAGGACAACCCACUUUGCAGUGGAAGGGCAAGUUUCAGGGUAAGUAUCCUUCGGUGGCUUCCUCAACUCCGCAAGAUUGAUGGCCACGACAUCGAGGAUUUCGAGCGAGUGGAAGCUAGCAACCUGCGAGCUUCCCUGCCUUCCCCAGCAGCCACAAGUAGAGAGAACACUGAGGAUGGAUCAUGCGAGGCAAUAGACAUGAUGAUGAAGCGAGCUUGCCAAGUGGAUCACCAAAUUUCCAUGGCCCACUUGCAUUUCGACGAUGUGGUCCGAGAUGCUAUUCGUGAAGUUUGGCUUGACCUCCACUCCGAGAGAGUUGGAGUCACAGCCACGACAGGAGCUGGGUCACGCAUGACAAACUUGACAGCCGCGGCGCCUGCAUUCUGUGACCAUGGCCCUGUGCUUGAUGACUAGCUGCUAGCUCAUCUCAAUGCCUUGUGGAUACAACUUGGCGGAAGACGCAGCGCAUCCCAAGAUGAAUUGCGACUGAGAAUUUUAGUAUGUUGAUGGCCGUGUGCCAUUGAUUGCCCUUUGUUGUGGUCAGCAGUCUGAACACAAGCCAACUCGGCGACGCGAUAGCAGCAUGCGUUAUUGACCGUUAUUAUAUACAUGCUACACUGGUGCGAAGUUUCAGAUGUGGUUCGUCACGGAUUUGGCGGUAGUUCGCCAAAGUUUCAACAGUGACGGUAUCAUUGCGAGUGCUCGAUGCACAAACCUUGAGUAGAUUGUACAGCUAUCCACGCUUGCACGCUGCAAGUCUCAAAUAUAUCAAAGAACAGUUGCCAGAUGGACACUAGUACUGCAUGUGUUCAAGUGUUGCAUCGUUUUUU
Molecule: messenger RNA, 1432 nt
Organism: Durusdinium trenchii
Lineage: Eukaryota; Dinophyceae; Suessiales; Symbiodiniaceae
Source: the annotation of a GenBank genome assembly